Messenger RNA from Chironomus riparius, 612 nucleotides. Lineage: Eukaryota; Metazoa; Arthropoda; Insecta; Diptera; Chironomidae. The record is from the annotation of a GenBank genome assembly.
AAAAGACGCAAAACAAAGUUUAUUUUUGUUUUUAAAUCAAAAUUUCACAAUUUUUAAUUUCUAUUCUAAUUAAGGCUUUUGUAAGGCACAAAAAGAUAUGGCGCACAAUAUGAAUUUAGAGACUGCACGAAAGAUUCUCAUAGAUAUCCUUAAAGCCAUCGCACUUCCAGAAAACAGCAAAAAACUUAGCGAAGCAAAAUCACUUAGUGGAAAGGAAACGAUUAAAUUCUUUCAACAAGUAUUUCCAAUUGUCAUGGAGAUUCAAAUGAAUGUCGUCUCAAAUUAUGGAUUCUCGGGACGUGAAGGCUUAAUACAGUUCGAACAGCUUAUAAGGGAACAAGAAACUUCAGAUCCAGAAAUAGCUAGACUGAGAGAACAAAUUAGAGCAACUUAUUUACCGCCGAUGAACUCAACAAGUCCAGAUGUAUUGAUUUAAAACAAAUCGGAAUUGAAUAGUUAACAGAUCUGAUGUCUACAAAGAAAUGACAUCCGUACUGCAUGCACGAUUGUGCAAUUCGCGAAUAUGAUCAAAGACAAGAGUACUUUAUAUAUUAUUUUAAGUUAAGUUUAAUCAUACAAUAACACCAAUAAUUCCAUUCAACACACCAUUUU